This is a messenger RNA of Stegodyphus dumicola, 2845 nucleotides long. RefSeq names its product ras suppressor protein 1 (gene ics). NCBI's taxonomy places the organism in Eukaryota, Metazoa, Arthropoda, Arachnida, Araneae, Eresidae. Gene Ontology annotation, cellular component: cytoplasm. The record is from RefSeq and is a predicted model, not a curated record. Gene Ontology annotation, molecular function: protein binding.
UCCUUACACUUUGCGUAGGCUAAUAAUACGCCAACUUCUGGGCUAGUUUUGACGGCUCUAACAGCAUAGCAAGACUGAAGUCCGGCAAGUACUAGCUUUAGGUCAGCCACACAUUAAAGAUUGUCAAUUGAAACGGAAGUUUUGAAAGUGCGUGCGCAAUGGAAAAAACCGCGGAAACUCAUCCAACUUCCUGCAAUUUCUUAGAUUUUAACAAAAUGUCGAAAGUAAAGAAAGUUUUAGAAGAAGCUAAACAGGAAAACAAUCCUGAAAUUGAUCUUGUGGAUAAAGGAAUAACUUCGUUUGAAGAAAUGCCUGGCCUUCUUCUCAUGCAGAAUAUUACAAGGUUAACUCUAAGUCAUAAUAAAAUAGUCAUUGUUACUCCAGUCAUAGCCAAUCUUCCCAAUCUAGAAUCACUAAACUUGUUCAACAAUCAUAUUGAGGAUCUACCAACUUCGAUAUCUUCACUUCCGAAACUUAAAAUAUUGAACCUUGGUAUGAAUAGGUUAAGUACCCUUCCUCGAGGAUUUGGAGCUUUCCCACAGCUUGAAGUUCUUGAUCUUACAUACAACAAUUUAAAUGAGAAGAAUUUACCUGGGAACUUUUUUAUGAUUGAAACAUUGCGAGCUUUAUAUUUGGGUGAUAAUGAUUUUGAAUAUGUACCUUCAGAAAUUGGUCAGUUAAAAAAUCUUCAAAUAUUAUGCUUGAGAGAAAAUGAUUUAAUUCUUCUUCCAAAAGAAAUUGGAGAGCUCAACAGAUUAAGGGAAUUGCACAUUCAGGGAAAUCGUUUGACAUUUCUGCCACCAGAACUUGGAAAUUUAGAUCUUCUUGGCCAUCACUGUGUAGUUAGAAUGGAUAACAAUCCUUGGGUACCACCAAUUGCUGAUCAGUUACAGCUAGGAGUAACUCAUGUUAUAGAGUACAUACGCUCAGACACAUAUAAGUAUUUAUUUAGUCGUCAGCAGCCUGGAAGAUCCCCUCCUCCAAAAGAAAAUGACAAGUCAAAGAAAAUCAGUCGAAAGAGGGACAACAAUUGAAAUCAAAAUGUGUUAUCGAUGUAAAUUUGAUCAGCUAACUAAAGCAUGAAAUUUUGCCUUUUCUCAUUUAUUCAUAUUUUGUACAUGAACUUUGUAACAUUGUACUUUCUUGCCAUCCAUUUUGCAUUUCUUUGACUUCCAGCAUAUGAAAGUUAACAUUUCUCAUAGUAGAUGAAUGUCAGAAGGAAUUGACAUUAUCUUAAAACGGUUGAAACUGACAUUUAUCUCACUUCUUAGAAUUAUCUUUUGCCUCAACUUCGAAUUGCUAAGUUAGGAACUCUGAAGUUUUAUAAUUCACAUUUCACCAUACUCAAAAUAUUCAUUUUAAGUAUAUGACUGAUAAAGUUGUAAAUAUUUUAUAUAUAUUUUUUUUUUUUUAUAAAAUAUUUUUUUGCUAAACUGUUGAGAACUAUUUCAUGAUAUAUUUUUAUUUAUACACUGCCAUAUUCAUAUUUUGUGAGGGAUUGCAGUUAUAUAAUUGAAAAGCUCUUGAUGCGUAUGUUCAGAUGACAGUAUAAUUAUCAUGCUACAAACUUGCGUACAUUUUAAAAAAAUUGAACAGAAAUAAGUUAUUUAAUAAUCCUUAGAAAAUAUAAUGUUACUUGCAUAAUUUCAUUUACUAAAUAAGUCAAGUAUGAUGAGAGCUUUAGUGUUGUGUAUUAAUUUUUUUUUUUUUUUUUUUCCAUUUGAAAUUGUUUUGACUCUCACUUUUUAAAUGUUUGAAAUCUUAAUAUCAAAAGUAAUGAAACAGUAAUAACAUAUAUUUAACUACAGCAUAUUUGAGUUUUAUAUACAAAUGAGAAAGGAAGGUAUAUUAAAGAGAUGUGUUAACCACUCAGUAUUUAAAUAUAAUGCUCAGAGCAGCUCUUAGAUAUUGUUUAUUUUUUCCUUAUUAGCAAGCUAAGUUUGUUUAUUCAUGAUUUAGCUGAGGUAAAUUCACUGGCUAAUUCUUUAUCAUGUUGCAGAUACCGUUUUGUUUUCAGUGGAACAUUUUUCUGUUUAAAUCUGAUCAUGAUUUUAAGUUUUACAUUCCUAAUUUAUGUACUUCUGUGUUAGCUUAAUUCAAUUAUGUAUGAAGAAUUAUAUAUCAAAUGUUACUAUAUAAAAUUAAAUAUGUGUUCAGAUUUUGCAAUAGGGCAAAAUAUAGUCUUAUACUGACAGUUUUAUAGAAAAGCUGUGUGCAUUUUUACAUUUUACUCUAAAACUAGCAUCAGUAUAACUUUUUAUUUUUAACAAAUUUUAAAUUUCAAGCUGGCAUAUUUCUCUGUCAUCUGUAUCAGCUCUUUCUCACCCCCUAAACUUAAAAAAAGUAUAUAUGUUUGUUAAAUUGUAGCUGGUUAUUGUGAUUUAAAUAGUCAUGCCCUGCAAUAAAAUGUAUUUUUCACAAUUGGUGUUUGAAAACAAUCAUCAUAACCUGUUGUUAUUUACAAAAUUUUGCUUUAUUUUAGAGUGUUAUUUAUGUUAAUGCUUCUUAUAUUUAUCUGGUGUUGUAGCUUUCCAUUACUGCUAAGAAUUGUUUCAUGUUGAUGCUUUGCCAUAACAUUUUUAAUAGUAAUUGCUAUAUAAGUUUAAGAAAUUGACUUUUCAAAGCUUUGAACUAUAGUUGAGAAAAAUAUUUUCAAAUGGUUGCAACUAGAAUUAAGUGUUAGAUACGAGUAAUUAAUCAAGUUUCAUAUGUAUAAGAAAUAAAUGUGUUGUGUGCCAUAUUUAGCACUGAAUGAAGCUUUUUAUAUCAGGGGAAAAUUCCCUUUAUGUAAACAUUGCAAAGAUAGCAUUAGGAAUAAAUCAAGUAUUUUAUUAUAAACCAAAAA